Molecule: messenger RNA, 2755 nt
Organism: Xiphophorus hellerii (green swordtail)
Lineage: Eukaryota; Metazoa; Chordata; Actinopteri; Cyprinodontiformes; Poeciliidae
Gene: med25
Product: mediator complex subunit 25
Exons: 20
Coding region: 193-2409 (738 amino acids)
Biological process (GO): positive regulation of transcription by RNA polymerase II
Cellular component (GO): transcription regulator complex; mediator complex
Source: RefSeq, a predicted model, not a curated record
GGUUUAGACGUCAUUUCCGUAAAAAAUCAAACAAAUGAGUUUAUUCAUGAUAACGCUAGCCGCGCAGCUGUUCGGCUUAGUUUUCUAUCAAGAUUGAUUUGAUUCCGGUUUACCCGAUCCUACACUUUAACGGACAGCCGUGAAACACCAGAUGACAUUUCCUCCUUUCUUGGAUUGAGCUCAGCAGCAGGCAUGGAGCCGUCCACCAAACCUGGGCCCAGCCAGGUGGCUGAUGUGGUGUUCGUCAUCGAAGGAACGGCCAACCUCGGACCGUACUUCGAGUCUUUAAGAAAAAACUACAUUCUUCCAGCCAUUGAAUAUUUCAACGGAGGCCCUCCUGCAGAAACAGAUUUCGGUGGAGACUAUGGAGGGACGCAGUACGGUCUGGUGGUGUUCAACACGGUUGACUGCGCGCCGGAGUCAUACGUCCAGUGUCACGCACCAACCAGCUCUGCUUUCGAGUUUGUGUCGUGGAUCGACAGCAUCCAGUUCAUGGGAGGCGGAGCUGAAAGCUGCAGUCUGAUCGCAGAGGGACUUUCUGUGGCCCUGCAGCUUUUUGAUGACUUUAAAAAGAUGAGAGAACAAAUAGGUCAAACGCAUAAGGUGUGUGUGCUGCUGUGUAACUCCCCUCCAUAUCUGCUUCCCGCUGUGGAAAGCGUCAGCUACACUGGCUUCACAGCGGAUAACUUGGUCAAAAUCAUCAGAGAUAGAGGGAUUCACUUCUCUGUGGUCGCUCCGCGGAAGCUGCCAGCUCUCAGGGCUUUGUUCGAAUGGGCGUCUCCGGUGACCGGCGCCGUGGAACCGCAUCCGGACUACAGCCAGGACCCGUUCCACAUGGUGCUGGUCAGAGGAAUCUCUCUGCCUGUUUCCGCAGGCGGAGGACAACCACACAAACCAGUCCUCCCUCCUCAGCCGCUGCCUGGUAGCCAGUCUGUUGUCGGACCCUCGCAGGCCCCCCCACCCAUCAACCCCGCACACAGUUAUCAGAACCAGCCUCCGUUGACUCCUGCUCAGGUGGCAGCACAGAUGGCCGUGGAUGCAGCCAAUAACCAGAAGAAUCGCUUCACAGGAAUUACCGGUGGGCAAUUCCAGAAUCAGUCAAUUUCUUCGGUUCCCGGGUCAAAGCACGGGCCGCCUAGCCUACCGACGGUUACCACGGUGAACCAGCCGAUGACCCAGCAGGUUCCCCCCAAUUCACAGCAAACCGUUCCGCCCCCGGGCCAGCUGGUGGCCAGUCAGCCGGUCCAGCCGCAGCCGCAGCCCAAUCAGCCCCCGGCACCGUCAGCUCAGCCCAACAUCGCCAGCGUUCCCCCAGGUCAAGUUAAUGCAAACCAAAUGGGUCAGCCUCAAGGCGUGGCUAAUAAGGUUGUGGCCUGGACCGGAGUUCUGGAGUGGCAAGAGAAGCCCAAAGCCUCGUCUAUGGAUUCAACCAAACUGACGCGUUCCCUGCCGUGUCAAGUUUACGUCAACCAAGGAGAAAACCUCAACACAGACCAGUGGCCACAGAAGCUCAUCAUGCAGCUGAUCCCACAGCAGUUACUGACGACUUUAGGGCACCUGUUCAGAAACUCUCGAAUGGUUCAGUUUCUUUUCACCAGCAAAGACAUGGAUUCCUUGAGGGGCCUUUAUCGCAUCAUGGCCAAUGGUUUUGCAGGAUGUGUUCAUUUCCCCCACACAACUUCGCCGUGUGAAGUGCGGGUGCUGAUGCUGCUCUACUCGUCCAAGAAGAAGAUCUUCAUGGGCCUCAUCCCCAACGACCAGAGCGGCUUCGUCAACGGCAUCCGGCAGGUCAUCACCAACCACAAGCAGGUCCAGCAGCACAGAGCGCAGUUAGGUGGAGCUUCGGUUUCAAUGCAGCCCAAUCAAGUCCCAACCAACCAGAACUUUCUGAACCGGCCGCCCGGCCCCAUCCCGGUUUCCCACGGCAACGUCCAGCAGCAGUCUGUGGUGGUGGGCAUGCCCCCCGUUAGUCAGGUCUCCAUUAUGGAGGAGCAGCAAAGGCCCAGCAGCAUGAUGACGAUGAGAGCAGCAGGACCAACCAAUCAGCAGCCUCCGGUCAGCGGAGCUCCACCCAAUCAGGUUGCUCAGGGCGGACAGACCCAACCACAGGGAUCUAUUCUCCGCCUCCCGAAUCCAGGAGCCAAUCCGCAGCUCCGGAGUCUCCUUCUCAGCCAGCAGCAGCCGCAGGGUGGAGUGUCUCACAUGCCAAACAUGAUGUCCCACCAAGCGUUGGGGCAGCAAAUGGUGCAUCCGGCACCAGGAGGCGGGCCUCAAAUACAAAACCAGUGGAGGCAGCCAAUGUCAGGUCAGAUGCUGAUGUCUGGAGGGCAGCGGGGGCCCAUACCCCAACCUGGGAUGCCUCAGGUCCCCAACAUCACAGACGAGGACGUCAUCAGGGACCUUCUCUGAGGAUCCGGAACCAAAAUGGACUUUUGAAUCUUGAUUUUUAAUUAUUUUUUUUAGUUUAAUCUUUCCAACUUGGAGUUUCCAAUUUGGAGUUAUAAUUCAGCUAUUUUUUUUGUCUUCUCUAAAUGUUCAAUUUAAUUAAACAAGCCACAUGUUGCUUUUUUUAGCCCUGCUGAGCUGCCAGUGUUAAUUGGGGGCAGAAAAAUUAAGAUUAUUUUUUUUAUGGAAACGGUGAAUCGGGGAGGAAACUAAUCCUUCAUGCUUCACACCAGACGUUUUCUUUCUCUCUCUUUUUUUUAAAUAAUCAAGUCAAGUCUUUGCAGAUGAAAUAAAAUUGAGCAUAAAAAUA